This is a messenger RNA of Nelumbo nucifera (sacred lotus), 1589 nucleotides long. RefSeq lists its product as uncharacterized. NCBI's taxonomy places the organism in Eukaryota, Viridiplantae, Streptophyta, Magnoliopsida, Proteales, Nelumbonaceae. The record is from RefSeq and is a predicted model, not a curated record.
CAGUCCAACUAGAAGACUUCCCCUGAAACUGCUCCAACCUGAAAACGGAGCACCAUCUUGUUUUGUUUCAAUCCGAACAAAUAAUAUUACAGAUUGAGUUUUGGGAAAUUUUCGUCCAAAGUGGCAAAUCAUUACGUGAUAAGACAUGGGUUGCAUUUCUUCAAAAGUAUUGACUAGGUCUGGAAGCUUUAAGGAAGAGGUGAACCAAAGAAUAAUGCAUAGGACAGCAAAUGCCUUUCCCAUGCUGGAAGAAAUACUCGUCUCUAAGAAUGGAGGGGACCAGUUCCUUGCUCUUGUCUGCACUACCAACGCAGUAGCCAAGAGACUCCAUACUGAAAGUUUCAGUUCAGAAUCUAACGUAGGCAUCAAACCAUCCCUUGAUGUUAUGCAUCCUGAGAUGAUCAACACAUGGGAAUUGAUGGAAGGCUUAGAUGAUGAAGAACAACAACAGAAGCUACAAUCACCACCAAGAGUAGAGAGACCAAAAAAUUUAGAUAAGCAGUCUCAGAGUUUCCAUUGGUCAUCAGCAAGUGAGUCACCUACAGAAGUCAGCUUCAAUGUGGAAGAAUGUGGGUUGAAUGGGGAGAAUGGGGAAAUCAUACACCAUAGCAGCUUUCAUACUGCACAGGAAUAUGAUGCAAUGGUAGAAAGAAAUUUACUAUGGAAAUCACAGGACAAUAGGUUUGAAGAUUCAGUAGAGAACACGAAGGAGAAACUUCUAGAUGUUCAUGAAACUUCAUCCAAAAUGUGUAGUAGUAUUGAAGUUGAUGGAAAUGAUUUAUCCCAUCAGGGCGAGGGAGCUGCAGUUAACACAAAUAGCUUUAUUGAAGAGAUAGGGGUUGCAGAAACUUAUAAGCCUAAAAUUUCAAAAAAUGAAGCAACAAAUGAUUUCAUAAGUUGUAGUUGCUCAAAUUCUGAUGAGGUGAUUGAAUCAAUUGGAGAUGGCAUUGAAAAAGGAACUGCAAUGAAGGAAAGGGGCUUGAGAAGAAAGGCUAUGGCAAAGGGGCUAACAACACUCAAAAUUCAAUCCGCUAUUGAAUUCCCAUCCGUGGGAAGUCUAAAGGAAUGGCUUGAUGUAGGGGGACAACUGUUCUCUCCUGGUUCAUAUGUCACUCCCAAAUUUGGAUGUUUUAGUUUACCAUCUCCUACAAACAAAAAUGAAUGCAAUGAUGGCUCUGUUUUUGACAUGGAACUGGUGACUGCCUUUGAAGAAGCAAUGAGGCAGCUAAAGGAAGAGGAAAAAUACAUCCUGAAACAGAUUUCAGAUAAUUUGGAGGAAGAUGUAGCAGAUGAGAAUCAAGUGGAUCAGGAUACUUCACCCCACAGAAAAGAGGAACUGGGAUUGGCCUUGGUUCUUAAGUAGAGAUUAUAAAGGUUCAAAGUGGAACAGAUAAUUAGUAUUGUAGAAUAGAACACACAUGACUCUUCUUAGAACAAGAAGAAACUUUUCACAACUUACCAAUAGAAAAUAAAUGAUAAGCAUUUGGCCAAUGAUUAAGUUUGAGAAACAUUUUUUUAUUUAUUUUUUGGGUGAUGUGAUCAGGAGAGGAAGCUGCAUUAGUAGAUCUUAUACAUGUAUGUUUUGUAUA